AUGGACAACGCAGCAAUUCAUCAUUAUCGAGCGGGCCAAGCACUGGGAGAAUGGUUGGACGACAUAGGAUGUGUUCUUUUGUAUUUACCGACAUAUUCGCCAGAAUUUAACCCAGCUGAAAACGUAUUUAAUAAGCUGAAAACAAUUCUAAGGCGAUUUGAGUACAGAGAACUGUUGCGGGACAGUCUUCAUGUGGCUGUACACCAAGCUCUACAAGAAAUUGAUAUGAAUGAUAUGAGAGGAUUUUUUAAGUUCACUGGAUACAUUAAUGUUUAA
Paramuricea clavata is the source of this 276-nucleotide messenger RNA. NCBI's taxonomy places the organism in Eukaryota, Metazoa, Cnidaria, Anthozoa, Malacalcyonacea, Plexauridae. The record is from the annotation of a GenBank genome assembly.